Bactrocera tryoni is the source of this 679-nucleotide messenger RNA. RefSeq names its product zinc finger protein 593 homolog. The coding region runs from base 206 to 673 and encodes 155 amino acids. Gene Ontology annotation, molecular function: nucleic acid binding; zinc ion binding. The record is from RefSeq and is a predicted model, not a curated record. The transcript is spliced from 2 exons. Lineage: Eukaryota; Metazoa; Arthropoda; Insecta; Diptera; Tephritidae.
CAAAAAUUUAUUCUAUUGCGAAUCCAAAGUUAGUAUGUCACAUAAAGCAAACUGUCAAAAACAUAUGAUAACGUUCUAGGUAUAUGCUUGCAUAAAAACAAAACGCGUGUUCACCUAAAGUCGUAAUUCAAUUGUUUCACUUAAAACCAGGUAUAUUUUGAAUUUCUUCUCCUGUAAGUGUAAUAUCUGAAGAACACGCUUCAAAAUGGGUAUGGUACAGAAGCGUAAGAAAAUGCACUCUGGUGAUACGCACCUGCGAAGACGUUGGCGUGUACGCAGCAGACGGCGUGAUCUUGAUCAGAUUGAUGACGACCUGCAAACGAAAUCCGCAGAGCUCAUCAAUCAACAGGUGGAUCUUGAACAAACUGGUUUCGCACAGUUCUACUGUGUACACUGUGCCAAAUAUUUUAUCGACGACCAUGCAAUGCAAGCACACUUUCGCACCAAAGUGCAUAAGCGUCGCAUGAAAGCUUUGGAAUUGGAACCAUAUACAGUUGAGGAAGCCGAACGUGCUGCUGGUCAAGGUAGUUACAAAGCGCCGAAAAAACGUGUAAUUGUAACACAACCCUCAAAGGAGGAGGUGAAAAAGGGUAAACGUAUACAGUUGAAAGAGAAAUUGGUGGAGGAUGAAGCGCCUAAGUCUAAGAGAAAAGUGGAAAAAAUGCAAACAUGAAUUUUA